This is a messenger RNA of Plasmodium gonderi, 777 nucleotides long. RefSeq names its product aquaglyceroporin. Gene Ontology annotation, molecular function: glycerol channel activity; water channel activity. The coding region runs from base 1 to 777 and encodes 258 amino acids. Gene Ontology annotation, biological process: water transport; glycerol transmembrane transport. The record is from RefSeq and is a predicted model, not a curated record. The transcript has a single exon. Gene Ontology annotation, cellular component: plasma membrane. NCBI's taxonomy places the organism in Eukaryota, Apicomplexa, Aconoidasida, Haemosporida, Plasmodiidae.
AUGCAGAUUACCACAUGUAACGCCAUCAUUAGGGAAUUCUUGGGAGAAUUUUUGGGAACAUUUGUCCUUAUGUUUUUGGGGGAAGGGGCGACAGCAAAUUAUCACACCGUAGGAAAUGAGAAAGAUUGGCUUAGAUUAUGUAUAGGAUGGAGUUUGGGUGUAUUUUUUGGUAUACUGACAUCAGCCAAAUUAAGUGGUGCACAUUUAAACUUAGCGGUGACUAUAGGUCUAUCCACAAUUAAAAAAUUUGAUUAUAAAAAAAUACCAUUAUAUUUUUUUGCACAGCUUCUAGGGGCAUUUUCAGCAACCGCUUCUGUCUAUGGGCUAUACUUUGGAUUUGUUAAAGUUAACAAAAUCCCUGAAUUUUCAUGGGAAACAGGAAGAAGUCCUAUGAUAGGUUUUACCAGUGCAUUUUUUCACGAAUUAAUAUUAACAGGUAUUCUACUUCUUGUAAUAUUAUUAGUGAUUGAUGAAGACGUAUGUGGACAUUUUCACAUUUUAAAAGUUAGUACAGUAGUUGGAUUAACCAUUUUAUGUAUUGGUUUAAGUUUUGGUGGUAAUACUGGAUUUGCCCUUAACCCAUCAAGAGAUUUGGGUGCUAGAUUAUUUUCCUUAGCAGCAUAUGGAACUGGAGCAUUUACAAAUGAUAAGUAUUACUUUUUGAUACCUCUUAUAGCCCCCAUUCUUGGAGGUAUAAUUUUUAGCCAGCUGUAUAACAAAAUAAUUUCUCCAUUAAAUGAAGGGGCCAACAAUGAUAAGGGCGGUGUCGAUGUGUAA